AUGCAACCUAAUCGGUUGGGACUUGGUCUGCGUCCACCUUUGCCGUCGUACGGCCAAGGCCCCUCAAUGUCGGCUCUCGCACAGCAGCACCAAAUGCAGUUCAUGCAGCCCCCGCCUAUCCAGAAACAGACAACCCUCUUCGUCGGCUCCAUAUCGGGUGGCAUCACAGAUGCCUUUCUCAACCAGCUACUGACCGCAUGCGGUCCUAUCAAGUCUUUCAAGCGCCUCAUCACCCCUGCAAACAAGCCACAAGGCUUCGGCUUCGCCGAGUUCGAAGACCCCGCCGGCGCACUCCGCGCCAUCGCACUGCUCAACAACGUCGAGCUCCCCGCGCUCGAAGACGGCUGUGCGAACAAAAAGCUCCUCGUUAAAGCAGAUGAAAAAACUCGUGCGUUUCUCGACGCGUUCAGUUCGCAGCAGAUGAACACAGAUGCCGAAGAAGCCCUCAAAAAAGAAGCCAAAGCCAAAAUCGACGAAUACGUCGCAGACAUCAACCGCAUCUCACAAGACGCCGCCAACAACGGCCUAAUCGACAAAGAAAAAUACAUCAUCCCACCACACCUGCACGAUCUGCAAGAAGCCGAUCUGCCAGAGACGCAGCGCGGGCUGGUUAUCUCGGAGAUCGCGCAGUUCCGCGAGCGCGCGGCGAAGAGGGAGAGGGAGAAGAUGCGGGAUGUGAGGGAGAGUAUACCGAAUAUGGCUGCGUUGGCGGGGGCGCCGAGUGGGCCUAAGGUCCGUGAGUGGGGGAAGCCGCAGGGACAGGGACAGGGACAGGAUGCGGCUGCGCCGAAGCAGCAGGGGUUUGGGAAGGGUGCGCAGGGGUACAGUAAGCCUGUUGGGUUCGUCAAAGCGGAGGAUGGGAAAGCUGGCAAAGAUCAUUUGUCAUAUGACGAUGAGAGACCUAAGAAGACGGACGAGGAGCUCGAGGCGGAUAGAAAGGAGCAGCGCAGGCAGGAGGAAGAAUUGUCCUAUAAAGAUCGUGAACGGCGGUAUGAGCCUAGAGAACGAGCGCGCAUUUCGGCGCUGGAACGUGCGAUUGCGCGUGAGCGUGCGCAGGCUGAGGCGGAGAGACGUAAUAGAAUCGAGAUGAGAGCCAGUCUAGACGCAUGGGACGACGACGAGAGCGACGAGAUGUUCUACAACGACCGAGUACGAUGGCGGCACACGCGCCAGCGCCGUCUCGAAGCCGAAGAAGCCGCCGACGAAAAGUCGCGCCGGUUCGAAGAACAAGAAGCCGAGAACCUCCGGCGCGAAUCGGAAGACUUCCUCGCAAGGCAGAUGGACGAGAUGCAGGCGCUGGCGGAGGAGCAGCGGAAGGCGGGGCUGCUCUUGGACGACGGCGCGCCUGUGCGGCUGAACGUGUCGAUCGCUGGCGGCGGUAAGGAGAAGGAUAAAGCUAAAGCUGGAGAGCAGCCGGCGAAGGAGAAGGCCAAGGCUGCGACGGUGUUUGCGCAGGAUGAGGAGGAGGAUGAGGAUGGGGUGAAGAAGCGCCGUGCGCCGCUUGUGAAGCUUGAUUUUAGUGUGGCGGAGUCGAGUGAGCAGACGAGGGAGAGGCUUGAGAGGAUACGACAGUCUGUGCCGCAUGAUAAGGAGAGUUUGUUUAAAGCUAAAGUUCGGUGGGAUGGGCUUACGGAUCUGGUGAUUGAUAGAAAGUUGGAGCCUUUGGUGAAGCGUCUGAUGGUGAAAUAUCUUGGCGAGAUGGAAGAGGAAGAUCUCAUCAUGUUCGUCCUCGAACAUCUAAAAGACCACAAAUCUCCACAAAAACUCGUCGAGGGCCUCGAGCCGGUUUUGGAAGAAGAGGCUGUUGAACUUGUUGUGCAAGUGUGGCGGCAGAUCAUCUUUGAGAGUAUGUCGUAUAACGAAGGCCUGUUAACCGACAAAAUGCUCGUCGACCCUUGA
Molecule: messenger RNA, 1899 nt
Organism: Psilocybe cubensis
Lineage: Eukaryota; Fungi; Basidiomycota; Agaricomycetes; Agaricales; Agrocybaceae
Exons: 8
Coding region: 1-1899 (632 amino acids)
Biological process (GO): mRNA processing
Cellular component (GO): spliceosomal complex
Molecular function (GO): mRNA binding
Source: RefSeq, a predicted model, not a curated record